AUGAAAUAAUUGACACCACCUCACUAAGUGAAUGAAUAUUAAUAUACUGGAAAAAUUAUUGGAAAAGGUCUCUUUGGAACUGUUGCUUUGUACAAAAACAAGUAUUAAGAUCUCGUUGUUAUAAAAUUUGAACAUUGUAUGCUUGGGAAUGCAAUGCUACAAGAAUCUAUUAAUCUAAGGAACUUAAAAAAGUUGAUCCAAAGUAGAGAUCUAUAAGAAGAAAUAUCGAUUCCAAAUGGACUUAGUUUCUAUCAGAUAGUUGGAAUGAUGUUUAAAAGCAUUAAGUAACUGCACGAUUUGGGAUAUCUGCACAGAAACAUUCAUCCUGACAAUUUUAGAGUUUAAAACAACAAAAUUUAUCUUAUCGCAUUUGGGUCUUCCAUUAAAUAUAUUGAUGAACAUAAUUAGCAUAUACCUGAGCAAAGGAAUAAAAAACUAGUUGGUAUUCAUGAUGUAGCAUCUAUUUUUACCUAGCAAGGUAUCGAACCAUCCAGAAGAGACGAUUACAUUUCAGCAGCAUAUUCAUUACUCUUACUGCGCCAUGAGCAUCUUCCAUGGUAGAAAGAAAAUUAAGAACAAUUACAUCAAUUGCAGAUUUAAACAAUGAUAGAUGAUAAACUUAAAAUUAUGUAUUAGUCUCCUUACAACAAUAUAGAAGAUAAGGCUAUAAUAUCAAUUUUAAACUACCUACACUGUCUAGAGUUCGAAGAUGAACCUGAAAUUGAAGAGAUUUAAAGCUUAUUCUGUUAUUUAUAAUGA
Molecule: messenger RNA, 759 nt
Organism: Stylonychia lemnae
Lineage: Eukaryota; Ciliophora; Spirotrichea; Sporadotrichida; Oxytrichidae
Source: the annotation of a GenBank genome assembly